Messenger RNA from Eleginops maclovinus (Patagonian blennie), 3092 nucleotides. It is a transcript of the gene gucy1b2, whose product is annotated as guanylate cyclase 1, soluble, beta 2. Gene Ontology annotation, molecular function: heme binding; guanylate cyclase activity. Bases 80 to 2515 code for a protein of 811 amino acids. The transcript has 18 exons. Gene Ontology annotation, cellular component: guanylate cyclase complex, soluble. The record is from RefSeq and is a predicted model, not a curated record. Lineage: Eukaryota; Metazoa; Chordata; Actinopteri; Perciformes; Eleginopidae. Gene Ontology annotation, biological process: response to oxygen levels; cGMP biosynthetic process.
ACUUUACCAGUCCAUCUUCAUCCUGCCCUCACCUUUGGUCAUGACCUAAAGAAUAAGAUCGCGGAUACAAGCAGCUGAAAUGGGUUUCCUCCGGACGGUGGCUGGCAGCUCCCUCAGGGAUAAGGCCCCCUCCUAUACCUCAACCACCUGCUCCUCCAACACACUCCUUACCGCACCCUCCUCUGACACCAACCUCCUGUCUAAACCACACAGGACCAAGCAGUGGACCUGGGGGGACAGAGCCUUUAACAUAGCUGGGGAGAGGAGGGGGGAGAGGGUGAGUAAGAAAUGUGUUCCACAUGAUUUGCAGCAGUGUAGGCGAAGAAGACCUCGACAGGACAUCAUCGAACACGGCAGACAUGAGCUUGAAAGCUGUCGUAGCUUCACUUCUCUGGAUGACGUGUGUUCUCUGCAGUACGGCUUCAUCAACAGCUGCAUGCAGUCUCUGGUGAUGGAGAGGUUCGGUCAGGAGACCUGGGACCAACUGAGCUCCCUACCAGGGGUUCCGGAUUCCUUCAUGACGUACACGGUGUAUGACGAUAUCCUGACCAUCAGCCUGGUGCAGGAGGCCUCCUCACUGCUGGGUGUCUCUGCUGAGGUCUUGCUGAAGCUUUUUGGAGAACACUUCUUUGCUUUCUGUAAGAACGCGGGCUAUGACACCAUGCUGAGGACACUGGGAGGAAAUCUGAGCGAGUUCAUUGGGAAUUUAGAUUCUCUCCACAGUUACUUGGCUCUGUCCUAUCAGGCAAUGAAUGCACCGUCUUUCCGAGUGGAGAUGAUGGACGAUGGGAAGAUGCACCUUCACUACUACUCCGACAGGAAGGGCCUGUACCACAUCGUCCCUGGUAUCAUCGAGGCGGUGGCCAGAGAUUUUUUUGAUAGUGAAGUGACCAUGACUGUUCUCAAUCAAUCAGAGGAAGACGAGCGGACGGGGAAGAAGGAGCAUGUUGUGUUUCUGGUCGAACAGACGAAACACAUCCAUCAUAGAGGGGCGUUACUAGGAGCAAUGAGGGAGCGGUGUGUGUCACUGGCUGGGGGAAAGCGCGGAUGGGACCUGAUCAGAGCCGUGGUUCCCUCAGAACAAGGAAGCCUCCAGUGCACCUUCAGUCCAUGUUACCCCAACAAGCUGUGGGUGGAAGAGAAAGCGUUCUGCAAUGCGUUUCCCUUCCAUAUCGUCUUUGAUGAGCAUCUGCAGGUCAGGCAGACGGGGGUGAACAUCCAAAAGUUUCUCCCAGGUCUCCAUGCCAGAGAUCUAACGUUGGACCAAUACUUCACCAUCAUUCACCCACAGGUGACUUUCACCAUCGAGAGCAUCAGGAAGUUCAUCAACAGUCAGUUUGUCUUGAAGAGCAACAAAGACAAACACACCACUCUGAAACUGAGAGGUCAGAUGAUGUGGAUGGAGUCUCUCGGCUGCAUGUUGUACCUGUGCUCUCCCAAGCUGCGGAGCCUCCAGGAACUUCAGGAUGUGGGCCUCCACCUGGCUGACCUGGCCCAGCACGAUGUCACCAGAGACCUGGUUCUCCUCAACCAGCAGCGCCUGGCUGAGAUGGAGCUCACCAACCAGCUGGAGAGGAAAAAGGAGGAACUGAGAGUGCUGUCCCGCCACCUGGAGGUGGAGAAGGAGAAGACGGAAACUCUGCUGUACGCUAUGCUGCCGCGACACAUAGCCAAUCAGCUGAAAGACGGGAAGAGCAUAGAAGCGGGGGAGUUUGAGGUGUGCACCAUUCUGUUCAGCGAUGUGGUGACCUUCACGGACAUCUGCGCUGCCUGCGAGCCCAUCCACAUCGUGCAUAUGCUCAACUCCAUGUACUCCAAGUUCGACCGGCUCACCAGCAUCCACGACAUCUACAAGGUGGAGACGAUUGGUGAUGCAUACAUGGUGGUGGGGGGUGUCCCGGUCCCAACAGUGACCCAUGCUCACAGAGUGGCCAACUUUGCCCUGGGCAUGAGGAUAGCUGCCCGAGAGGUCACCAACCCCGUAACAGGAACAGCCAUACAGAUCCGUGUGGGUCUGCACACUGGUCCAGUGUUGGCGGGGGUGGUGGGGGAGAAGAUGCCUCGCUACUGCCUGUUUGGAGACUCGGUGAACACGGCCUCCAGGAUGGAGAGCCACGGCCUCCCUGACCACAUCCACCUCAGCACCUCCACGUACAGUGCGCUGAAGGAUGCUGGGUUCACCAUCCAAGAGCGCGGGCAGAUUGAGGUGAAGGGCAAAGGCCUGAUGACCACGUACUUCCUGCUGGGGAAUCCGUCGGUGUCAGAAGAACGCAUCAUGGGUACAGAGGUCGGAGGGACCUGUCUGUAUGGUGAGGACCUCCAGCUCCAGAGCACAACAGAGUCAGACAAAGAGCCUGACGGGAGAACAGACACUGUGGGAACAGACACCCCCCCGGAGCCCGGGCGAGAUCCAACCCCUCCGUUUGCCUGGGACAUCAGCCCUCCAUAUAAGCCCAACGAGAGCUGCAUCACAUCUGCAGGAAGUGAGAACAGCAGACUCUGCGUCCUCUUCUGAUCUUCAGUAAUGGACUCAAACCGAGCAAAGUUUGAUAUGCAAUAAUAAACAAAUAUAAUAGAUGCAUCGCAAACCUGUAACUGUAUCUAAUGAAACAUUUCAAAGCACCAAAAUGUAAGAAAAAAGCCAAAACUUAAAUGAACAACACCAAGUGAAGUUGUGAGACGGAUAGCAGGGUCAGGGACCAAGCUAUGAGGCAACUGGUGUUUAAAGGAAGUGCGUUUUAAUUUACACAAAAAUACAAAACAAUAUUAUAAACCUAGAAUCUUUAUCCUCCCUCAGCCUCCUUCUGGGGGAGACUGUGAUUUGAAGUUAUUAGGUCACAUCAAAGCUGGAUUUUAAAUACAAAUAUUCGUAUUAAACACAUGUGGUGCCGUGGAGCUGCACUGACACCUAGUGGACAAACACCAGAACUGCAGCAUUAGCCAGGGUGCUUAAAAACCCUGCAUUUUACCCUGAAGAAUAUUCAUAUUAAAUAAAGGAAAAUCCAAUAUAAUGAGGUGUGUAUGCUGUGUACAGACUAGUAGUCAUUUUUAAAGACAUUGAAAUGUAUAAGGUCACAGAGAAGCUAUUGAAA